GUUGUUGCCAAGUGGCUUGUUCAUGUUCUCUAGAUAUGCUUUGCGCACGUGACCUGAUCAAGCGACCUUAGCUCACCAAGCUGUGAGUCUAGUACCUGGCCACCAUGGUAUCGGUACCCUCGGAAAUCGACCGACUGAUCUCGCUUGACGACAGCUCUGACUACGACACUUCUCAGGAAGACCAUGUGUAUGGCAACGCGUGGCAAUACUCAAAUCCACAGCUUGAAUCUGAUGUAUCGAGGUUGAAGGCAGAGAAUACAGAUCGUUUGCACAAAAGAUGGGACGAAAUCAUCGCCAAAUACUCGAAAGUUGACGAUAACAAGGAGAGCGAUGAAAUCGAUCUCAGCACAGGAAAAAUCACGAUAGACAAUGGCCAUUUACGCUCGUUUGUUGACGGUCUUCAUUCAAGCAGCGCUCAUAUUUCUUCCAGUGUUUGGGCUGUGGAUGAUCAAUUUGAGAAACAACUGAGAAAGCAUAGACAUGCAGAAAAACUCCGGCGACGCUUGCGGCACGAGGAGCAACAGAGGCUCAAGGCGAGUGGCUUGUUCUUUAAUAAGAACAUGCAACUCAUGGAUUUCGGGACUGAGCCUUUGCCUGACAACAUUCUGCUAUUGAACUCGUCGCCAACGAAGAAGCAGAAAACAACAUCAGAUUCUCCGACUUCCCUGUCUCAGUCUUCGCCAAUUAAAAAUGCACCAAAGGUGUUGAGCUAUGGUCUCAGACUCAAUACCCCUGAAACAAGCCCGUUAAAGCAAAGGCUGCCGUCGUUGGCAUCGUCUCCAAGUCAAACUCUGCUUGAAAGCCCUACUAGGAUAAAAUGUCCGGCCUUGUAUGAAUUGAAUGAGACGAAGCCUUCUAAUGUGCUGUUUACAAAAUUAACAAGUUCUCCCGAUUCACCUCACAGUUUCAAACAUAUUACAAUGUCCCAGCUGAAUGAAGACAAGAAAGACACUGACGAGAACUACGAAUAUGAAGAGCUGUUUCUGAUCACAGAACUCAGUGAACCUGCGCAAUACUCCUAUUUCACUUGCGCUUUUCACGGAUGUCAAUACACGUCUACCAGCAAGGCCUCGUAUAGAUCGCACCUACUAUCGUCACAUUCACCGGAACUACAACAAAUAGGCUACCCCGUUCACAGCAAGCAAAAAUAUGAAUACCAUAUUCCAGGCGACACAAUCCUCAAGCUAAAUUUACAUUUUCCAAUUAAAGUCAGCACCCUUUCGGUCAGUCCAUUUAGAUGCGGGUCGACCCUCGGAUUGAGUCGAUGUCUGAAACUAUUCACAGACAAGACAAAUCUACGAAUACACCAACUGCAAUCUCCUAGAUUAUGCUCGCCACGAAAGCAAGUUUUUCUUUGUCCACUUUUGGGCUGCGAAUAUAUGACCGACACUAGCUAUACGGAGUACUUCAACCACAUGAACACCCACAUAAAUAAUUCUCUCACACAGUCAAGGUGUCAAGGAACUUCCAAAGCAGGUGUUGAGGAACCUGCAGAAUACUUCACAGAGUCAGUCUCUAGUAUAAUUUUCUCAGAUCAGGAAAAGGAAGGCCAGGAAGAUGGUCUACAUUCAAAUAAAAGCGAAAACGUAAUAGCAGAUACAUCGUUUGUGCCUAGACAGAAGCGCACAUGGAUGUCUACAGCAAAUUGUUAUGAUGAAGUCCCGAAACUUGAUAUACUUGAUGGUGAUAUAGACUUCGAUCUUGAUUGUGGACAAAGCACACAAGAACAGGGAUACUCCUCGAUUGAAGAAUUGUUCCAGGAUGAAUCAUAGGUUCAAGUUUGAACGAGUACAUACAUAACUGAUUCACUGGGGCUAUAUGGACUGCCAAAAAUAAAUACAGUAUGAUAUAGUUAACUAUUUACAAAAGUGUCUAAAUGU
Molecule: messenger RNA, 1880 nt
Organism: Metschnikowia bicuspidata var. bicuspidata NRRL YB-4993
Lineage: Eukaryota; Fungi; Ascomycota; Pichiomycetes; Serinales; Metschnikowiaceae
Exons: 1
Coding region: 105-1772 (555 amino acids)
Cellular component (GO): nucleus
Molecular function (GO): protein heterodimerization activity; histone binding
Source: RefSeq, a predicted model, not a curated record